Molecule: messenger RNA, 2846 nt
Organism: Salmo salar (Atlantic salmon)
Lineage: Eukaryota; Metazoa; Chordata; Actinopteri; Salmoniformes; Salmonidae
Product: thioredoxin-related transmembrane protein 2-B
Biological process (GO): brain development
Cellular component (GO): membrane-bounded organelle
Molecular function (GO): disulfide oxidoreductase activity
Source: RefSeq, a predicted model, not a curated record
CCAAGGAUUCGUCCGCAUUGACCUCGGCCACAUCCUUCCUGCCCUUUAAUUCGCAGUUUACACAUUGGCAGACUGGAAAUCCAUCCAGCGAGUUUUCUUUUUUUUGUAUAUCUAAAUUAGAAAAUGGCGUUGCUAACACCUCUCCUUGCAUUCCUCUACCACUUGCCGCAGGUGUACAAGUGGCUGCUAAAGCCAUACUAUGUCGCGUCUCUGUUCAUGUCAGUCGCGUUUCUUUUGAUCCGCAAGACGCCAGGCAUCUGCGAACAUCUUUCGACACAACGAGAGGAUGGCAACCCCUGCGACUUUGACUGGAGAGAAGUGGAGAUUCUUAUGUUCCUCAGUGCCAUCGUCAUGAUGAAAAACAGAAGAGCUAUAACGGUGGAACAGCACGUGGGGAACAUCAUUCUGUUCAGUAAGGUGGCCAACGUUAUCCUCUUCUUCAGACUGGACAUCCGCAUGGGUCUGCUCUACCUCACCCUCUGCAUUGUGUUCCUGAUGACCUGUAAGCCUCCUCUCUACAUGGGCCCAGAGUACAUCAAGUACUUCAGUGACAAGACCAUAGACGACGAGUUGGAGAGGGACAACAGGGUGACGUGGAUCGUAGAGUUCUUCGCUAACUGGUCUCCAGAGUGUCAGUCCUUUGCCGCCGUCUACGCAGACCUCUCCCUCAAGUAUAACUGUGCUGGGCUCAAGUUUGGGAAGGUGGACAUCGGCCGGUAUGGAGACGUGUCUAAGAAGUACAAGGUGAGUACCUCUCCCCUCUCCAAGCAGCUGCCCUCACUGCUGCUGUUCCAGGGGGGCAAGGAGGUGAUGAGACGCCCCCAGGUGGACAAGAAGUGUAGGGCCGUAUCCUGGAGCUUCACUGAGGAGAACAUCAUCCGGGAGUUCAACCUGAACGAGCUCUACCAGAAGUCCAAGAAACUCAAUAAGUCCAAGGGAGACCAGAGCGACAAGAUCAACGAAUCACAGUUCCCGCCGUUGCCCGAAGAGGAGGAGCCUGAGGUCGACGCCAAGGAGGAGGAGACCAAGAAGGACAAAUAGAAUUGUCGUGGGUAGGGGCCUCAGAACGCUGUGACAUCACAAUGGGACUAGCUGGUGUUAUGUUCUAUCGAGGGAACAACCAUGAUUGUUACGAAUCCUUUUUUAUUUUGCUAUGUACAACACGAUUUGAGUUGCAAAAUGUGAUUAACUCAAAUCUAAACUGUACAGUUAGAUUUGUUCGUCUCCGUCGUACUUAUGAGUUUCAUCGAUCUUUCCUCCAGCUCCCUGGAGAACCUCUAUGCUCAUCAUUGGUUGUGUCCCAAAUGGCAUUUUAUCACCUAAUAUAGUGCACUAGGGAAAAGGGUGUAACUUAUGACUUAACAAUUGAAUGCAUUGUAUUUAGGCUUUAAUAUUGGCACACUACAAUUAUACACUCCGUUCAUAGUGUUUCACUUGAUUUAAAACUUGUCCCAUUUGGGAUAUACCGUAAAUUCCGGACUAUAAGCCGCAACUUUUUUCCCACGCUUUGAACCUCGCGGCUUAAACAAUGACGCGGCUAAUAUAUGGAUUUUUCCCGCUUUCAAUUUUUUUCCUCAAAACAACACAUUCUGUGACGUGCUCAGUUUUUUGGCGGCAUGAAGCUUUCAUUAGACCAAUGAAAUUGACCUUAACCCGUUCGGCAAACAACUUUUUUGUUUACUGUUUAGAUUAAAUCAAGCGCUCUCAAACUUCCCAUCAUUCUGAUUACGGUAGUCAUUUUGUCACCCUCAUCAUGGCAAAGACACGGAGAAAUGCAUAUGAUGCAGCUUUCAAGUUGAAGGCGAUUGAUCUGGCUGUUGGAAAAGGAAAUAGAGCUGCUGCACGGGAGCUUGGUCUUAAUGAGUCGAUAAGACGUUGGAAACAGCAGCGUGAGGAAUUGACUCAGUGCAAAAAGACAACUAAAGCUUACUGCUAAUUUUUUUAUUUGUUACAAGCCUAUUUAUUUUUAUUACAAGCCGUGUUUCGUUAAAGCCUGUGGAAAGCUCAUUUGUUUCAAUGUACCGGUAGGCACCUGCGGCUUAUUUAUGUUCAAAAUAAUAUAUUUUUUUUUAAUUCAGUGGGUGCGGCUUAUAUUCAGGUGCGCUUAAUAGUCCGGAAAUUACGGUAGUGUGAAUUUACACUCCGUCCAGUCCAUGCUUGGUGAGACAAAUUGCAUGCACCAAUUGAACUGAAGUGACAUUGGCUUCGUCUGAAAUGGCUUAUUGGUUCAGACAUGGCGUAAAAUAUUUGACCAUCUACCUACCUCCAACUGGGUCCAUGAUGGUAGGGUGUGUGUAUAUAUGAGCCACGGCCUCUGUCCCACAAGGUUGUCUUUGAGAGGAAACUUUCUUCCAUAAGUGGUUGUCUGAAUUCUGUUAUCACCUAAUAGUUUUCAGUUCAAGAUGAUGCUGAAGGGAAAGAUGGAGAGUGAACAGAGCGUUUUGCUAUUAACACUAAUUCCAUGUGAGAACUAGACCUGUUAUUUUGUCAUCUGCAAAAUAGUCAUAGAAAUGGAGUUGUGGAAGAUUGAGGUAGGCACUAUCCCUCACUCCCCUCUGACAGAAUAGGUGGAGUUACAUUUUUACUUUCAAAAGCUCCCAUUUCAGGACUGGCUUCUGUCUGAACACUGACUUAUUAAUUUAAACAAAAUUAACACAUUUCUACACCAGCGCCUCUAGGCGAUGCAACAGAACAUUUUACUACCCGUUUGACAUUCCCUUGGUUACUGUAGAGUUCUGUUCAGAAUAUGUAGAUUGAUUCCGUGUAUAUUUGUUCCUGCCUAUGCGUGAAUAGUUGGUGUCUAACAUGUUUUUUUUGUUUUUUAUGAAUAAAAAUGUGUACAUGAA